AUGGCGUAUCAGACCCAUUGGCCGAACAAGUACUACUUCUAUCCAUUUGGCAAUACUUCCGCCGUUUGCCUCACGCGCGACCUCCCUCCUCGCGAACCGGCGUCCCUAUUGCUUUUAGGCUGCGGGGACCCCAGGAACGUGCUGUAUACAGUCUUCUGCGAAGGUGAUGCUGCGCGUGGGCUGGACUUUACUUGCUGCGAUUGGGACCCAGGAGUACUCGCGCGUAACGUCUUGCUGCUCUCCCUGAUAUCGGAUGACAAGCCUCAAGAUCAACUUUGGAGUAUCUUCUUCCACAUCUACCUCGACAAGGGGUCCAAUGCCCUUCUCCAAUCACAAUGUCGUCAGUUAAUCGCGCUGGCGGAGUCACUCGACACCUGGAGAGUCUCAAAAUAUGGCGCCUCGAUACGUUUCAGCACCGACCACACACUUGCAGAGUUACGCCGCUUCUGGCAGCUCUACGCCGACAUGGGCGAGUUGCCCAAACCGCGAUACGAUGCGCUCGUCACCAAAUUCCGCGCACAUCACAAGAGCAUACGAUCGCAGCAAAAUGGCGUGCAUGUACCGCAUUCGGCUGGUCCGCUCGGCGCGUUUGCCUCGGACAUAUGUGCAACUAUACUCAACAGGUAUUGGGAGAAAGGCACGCUCGCGAAUGACGUCGAAGCGCGCUCGGCCAACAUUGCGAACCCCACCUUCGUGUUCUCGCGCGGAGAGGACGCAACAGCGGUCCACUACGGCCUAGAUCCGAUAGCGCCGUUCCAUCUGGCCGCUGUUUUCGGCAACGCACCGAACAACAGGCCCCCGCCGGAAGAUGUCGUGCGCGAUGUUAAGGAACAGUUUGCUGCGUGGUGCUCAGCAUACCGCACUGCGAGCGCACGCGCUAAUCCACCUGUCAUUCGAUUACAUGUGGGGGAUGCCUUGGCCUUGUCGAGCGCGCUGCGCGUCCUGAAAGAGACCGGGACGCUUGAUACAGGAGUGCCGCAUGCACAAUGGUCCGCCGAGCGGAUUUGUCUGAACGCGGCAGAUUAUAGGGAUGGCGACGCGCCCACGUCCUUUAACGUUGUCGAUACAUCCAACCUCACUGAUCACAUCGGGCUGCUCAACAUUCUCUCUUCCACAACACCACUCCUCGCUUCUCCGUGCGGCGUUCUGUACACGGAGACCCUUCUCUUCGACGUGAGCAGCGACCCGGCUAAAUACGUUUCGUCAUUACUUGUCGGAGACCUCCCGACGAUGGCUGUGAUGAUGGACCUGUGCCCGGUCGAUUAUCUGUCUGGUUUCACAAGUCGGUCGUUCGUAGACGGCAUCCUCGCUCUGAGCUCAAUGCGGGCACAUGACGCAGAUGGGAUGCCCCGUCAACUGCAGCAAGGGUUGACCUGGAAACGACCUGCCUCAGGAGAUGCUCUCGCGGUCGGCGCCUCGUCCUUGAUCGUUGAGGACGGAAAACUAGCGACCGUAUUGUACCAGCUGUAUCAAGCGCUUUUCAGCAAAUAUGAGAUCAAGGCGCUCAUGAACCGAACUGCGCAACAGUCGAGCUCCGUCACCGAACACUACACUCGCGAGUCCUUUGCGCUCUUCACCAAACUCGUUUGUGAUAGGCUUGAAUUCGAUCCCGCGCGCCGGCAUAAAGUCAUCGAUUUAUUCCUUGACCUCCAGACACCGGAUUUGGACCACAACCCCAUCGAUGCGCUUUAUGUACAGGACUUGUAUCUGCAACUCUACCGCCAUGGGCUCUAUACUGUCGAUGUCUUCAAGAUGCCGAACCCUCGAACGGCACGAUUUGCCAGAUGGUCCAGCGUACCGGAUCUCGUGCGCCUCACACUCGUGGUGCCUCGCUCCAAGCUCGACGUGUUGAAUGGCGCGUCGAGUGGGAAUAAUCCGACUCCUCCCAUCGAGUGCCAGAUCUUGACGCCGCGCAGUAACUCCAUCUUCUCUUCCAUCCAUCUCGUAUACGGUCAAAUCUCCAAUGGCGGCACACCAACUGCACCAAUUCCAUCAAUUCGUGCCGAUUCGUCAGGGUCGAAAGGCAAGGACCCGCUACUCGUGUCGUUCGUUAUCUCGACGCGGCUUUUGACCGUGCUCAACAAAGCGGAAGACGUACGCGUGUGCUUCACACUUCGCGCAACGCCGGUUACCACCAAGCUUCUCUUCAAACUUGGGCCCAGAUUGAUGAUACACGAGGCCAGCUUUAUGGACGAGGCGCAGGUUUUCGUGUUCCCUGAGGAAACAAGGCAUAGUCCUCGACCGCCCUUCAGUACGCGCACGCCAGAGAGCCGAACAGCUCUUGAAUCCAGCCCUCUGCAGGAACUUGGACAGUCCUCUACCGCCUCUGCGCAGAUAGACGAGAUGGCAAAGCGUAUCACGGCGCUCACAUGCCGAGUGUCCGUCACUGUGGAAGAAGCAAAGACGAUCUUGCAGUCCUCCAAGUCAAUUCCAGAUAUCACUCAAGUUGCGCCCUGUGUUCUGCGCGUCGAUUUCGCCGAUCGCCGUCAGGAUGUUGUGUUCCCAUUUCCCGUUGUGGGCUCGCAGCACAAGAUCAAGAUGGCGCGCAAAUCGUCGUACGUCGAGGUGGUGGCGCCUUUAUCUGGAGGCUUACGGCCAGACGGUAUGGCUAUAGACCGCUUCGCAGUCGCUCGCUCGCCGACCACCAACAAGCCCUAUCCGUGGAACAUUCAUCGCAUUGGCCUGACCGCGCUGCCGGUUGUCAACACCACUCAAAGUUCGGCGUCAAUCUGGGCUUGGUUGAACUCUCACGUCAGCCUCGCGUUGUCAGCGCGAGAGCUCGAUUUACGCUCACGGAAGGCCCAUAACGCGUUGAUGUCUAUCAAGGACACCAUGCACUCUCUUUACUACCAUGCCAGUGGCGCGAAAGGUCCCCCGAAGCAUAUCUUCCAGCUCAUGGACGGCGACUACUGCGACAUGGUUCUCUUCGUCGAUAAGCUGCGAUACGAUCUAGCCUCAUACACCGUUGUUUGCGACGCCUUCUUCAUGCAUCUUCACCCGUCUGUGAAUGAUACCAUCACGGCGGGUAUGGGGGAUAUCUUGCGAUCUGGUGGUGAAGAGGUCGUCCAUGUCAAGAUAUACGAUGGCGAGCCCGAACUGUGGAAGCGACUCAUGCCAGCCUUUGCCGAGCGUUGUCGGACGUGGGAACAUACGGCCAACUGCGAAUACGUAACUCAGAAGCGCAUACCGCUCAGCACCGAGAGGGAGUGUAAUCCGCUCUGUGCUUGUGGACGUGGUCAAGGCAUCGAAGACAGUAGCGUUAUGGCACGUCCGGCCUGGAAGAAGCUCGUCCCGCUUGUUACCCGCAUAGCCAUCAGCCCGCUCUUCUCAGUUCCAUACCUCGAACCGCUUCGUGAUCUCUCUACGUCGACACCUGCAGGCGGCAAAGAUCUGGCAACCAAAUGUGCACGAUGCUCGAAAACUGGUGGAAAAGACGGCGGGGCUCUCAAAACCUGUUCGAGGUGUCACGUUUACAAGUACUGCUCAGCGGAAUGCCAGCGUGCAGACUGGAAGACGCAUAAGAUGUCGUGCCGGCCGACCGCAUCCAAGUCUUGA
Molecule: messenger RNA, 3555 nt
Organism: Peniophora sp. CBMAI 1063
Lineage: Eukaryota; Fungi; Basidiomycota; Agaricomycetes; Russulales; Peniophoraceae
Source: the annotation of a GenBank genome assembly